AUGAACGGCUCUUUAAUGAACCAAUCGGACUGUCCUGAGGUGGUGGUUCCCAACCCCGUCUUCUUCACCAUCGGAGCGGUGAGCUUUGCUGAGAACUUCCUUGUUGUGGUAGCUGUCAUACGGAACAGAAACCUCCACUCGCCAAUGUACUGCUUCAUCUGCAGCCUGGCAGCCUUCCACACCAUCGCCAGCCUGACCAAAACCUUGGAAAACCUCAUGAUUGUGUUUGCUGAUGUGGGACACCUGAAUAAGAAAGGUUCUUCUGAGACCACGCUGGACGAUGCAAUCGACUCCCUGCUGUGCAUGUCAUUUUUGGGGUCCUUUUUCAGUAUCCUGGCCAUUGCUGUGGACCGUUACAUCACCAUCUUCCAUGCACUCCGAUACCACAACAUCAUGACAAUGCAGCGCACUGGGGCCAUCUUGGGCAUCAUCUGGACUGUAUGCGGGGGCUUGGGCGUGCUGAUGAUAUUGUUCUUUGACUUCAAGCUCAUCAUGAUCUGCUUCGUCAUAUUGUUUUUCAUCUCCUUGGUGAUUAUCUGCUCCCUGUAUGUCUACAUGUUCAUGCUGGCGCGCAUCCAUGCCAGAAAGAUUGCAGCAUUACCGGUUGGUGGCAGGAAUAAUCAUCACCAGCAGCGGUGGGGGAGCAACAUGAGAGGGGCCCAGACCGUCACCAUCCUGUUUGGGACGCUGGUGGUUUGUUGGUCGCCAUUUUUUUUCCACCUCGUCAUCAUCAUGGUGUGCCCCAUGAACCCUUACUGCGAGUGUUACCGAUCGCUGUUCCAGGUGCAUGUGGCGCUGCUGACGAGCCACGCCCUCUUUGAUCCGGCCAUAUACGCCUUCCGCAUCGCCGAGCUCAGGCACACCUUGAGAAAGAUGCUGCUUUGUUCUGACUGGAAGCUCUGCUCGUAG
Molecule: messenger RNA, 909 nt
Organism: Pelmatolapia mariae (spotted tilapia)
Lineage: Eukaryota; Metazoa; Chordata; Actinopteri; Cichliformes; Cichlidae
Gene: mc2r
Product: melanocortin 2 receptor
Exons: 2
Coding region: 1-909 (302 amino acids)
Biological process (GO): adenylate cyclase-activating G protein-coupled receptor signaling pathway; regulation of metabolic process
Cellular component (GO): plasma membrane; cytoplasm
Molecular function (GO): melanocortin receptor activity
Source: RefSeq, a predicted model, not a curated record